CGCUACCUGCUUGUUUUCAACUGACUCCGGAGCUCCCCCGAGGUCUCUCAGAAGGUAGAGCUGCGUCCCAAAAGGGGGCGUCUCUCUCUCCCCUCCUCUCUUUCUCUCUGCAGCUUCUCCGCUCCUGCUCUGGCCGUGCUGAGGCAGGAUCAUGGUGCCGAAGUGCGGGGCGGCUCUGUCUCCCGGCACGCUCUGCCUGGCCGCUGCGCUCAAUGGGCUACUCAGCUUCGGCUUUCUGGCUGCGGCCAUCGGCACCGACUACUGGUACUUGAUCCACGUGGACGGGGCUGGGCGCAACGGCAGCGCUCGGGAUGGCGAGGAACUGAGUUCUCACUCCGGGCUCUGGCGGCUCUGCGAAGGUAAGGGAGGACGGGGCAGCCUUGCUUGCUCCUUGCCUGCCGGUGCCGCUGUCCCAUGCCAUCUCCUUGGCGUGGACAGGAACUCCGUGGCUACUUGAUCCGGGAGA
Messenger RNA from Pantherophis guttatus, 466 nucleotides. The record is from RefSeq and is a predicted model, not a curated record. Lineage: Eukaryota; Metazoa; Chordata; Lepidosauria; Squamata; Colubridae.